AUGGAUAUUAUGCCUAGAUAUGCAUUCUUUAUUAUUUUUCUUCACUUACAGCGCACGAAUGGGCUUUACAUCGCCAAUAGCAUAGAACACCUACCACACAUCCUGAAGGAGUACGGCCUGGUGAAGCCAGUGAGCACUGAUGCCGACGGACGUUUUCUCUCCCACGCUGUCUCCGCCAGCCGACUGAGCGGACAGCACUCCCACUGGCGCAGGAAGAGGGCGGCCGGAUUGCAGGAUGUGGGGGAGGAGAAUACGGAAGGAGAGACAGAUCACCUGAAUGACAGGGGAACUCUGUACUACAACGUCACUGUGUUUGGGCAGGAGUUCCAUUUGAGUCUUAAGCUGAACUCUAAGCUGGUGGCCCCAGGAGCCAAAAUAGAGUGGCUCGAAGAAAAUGAGAAAACACGCCUUGAGCCUCUGUUGCCCAGUGACUGUUUAUAUGUGGGCCAUGUCACAAAUGUUCCAGACACUUCCGUGGCCAUCAGCAAUUGUGACGGACUGGCUGGGAUGAUUCGCGCAGGUCAGGAGGAGUUCUUCAUCGAGCCCAUACAGAGUGGGGGAGACAUGACAGGAGAGGAGGAAGGAGGGCUUGGCCGGCAUCACAUCCUGUAUCGCUCCUCUGCCAUCAAGAGGCCAGCUGUCAAUCACACGGCAGACUUCCACCCCAGAGGGACAGGACUGGGGGGAGGUGUGGAGACACUGGCCCGUGGACUCCAGCAGAGGCAGAGGACGAUGAACAGCACCCGUGUUCGGAGACAUGUGGAGGAUGAGGUGUUUUUCAUUGAGGUGCUGCUGGGUGUAGACUGCUCUGUUGUGCAGUUCCACGGCAGAGAGAACAUCCAGAAAUACCUGCUCACCCUCAUGAAUAUUGUGAAUGAGAUUUAUCAGGACAGCUCGCUGGGCGCCCACAUCAACGUGGUUCUUGUCAGAAUCAUGAUGCUCUGCUCAGCCAAGUCUAUGGGCCUUAUAGAGCUGGGGAACCCGUCUCAGAGUCUGGAGAACGUGUGUCGCUGGGCCUUCCUUCAGCAGAAAGAAGACAAGAACGAUGCCGAAUAUCACGAUCACGCCAUUUUCCUCACCCGCCAAGAGUUCGGCCCCACUGGCAUGCAAGGUUAUGCUCCAGUGACUGGUAUGUGUCACCCUGUGCGGAGCUGCACUCUGAAUCAUGAGGACGGCUUUUCCUCAGCGUUUGUGGUGGCUCACGAGACUGGACAUGUGUUGGGGAUGGAGCAUGAUGGACAAGGAAAUGAGUGUGGGGAUGAGGUGCCCAUGGGUAGCAUUAUGGCUCCCCUGGUGCAGGCUGCUUUCCAUCGCUACCACUGGUCCCGCUGCAGCCAAAAGGAGCUUAGCCGCUACCUUCACACGUACGACUGUCUUCGUGAUGACCCGUUUGAUCAUGACUGGCCAGCUAUGCCACAGCUUCCAGGGAUCCACUACUCCAUGAAUGAGCAGUGUCGCUUUGACUUUGGCAUUGGCUACAUGAUGUGCACAGCGUACAGCACUUACGACCCCUGCAAGCAGCUCUGGUGUAGUCACCCUGAGAAUCCUUUCUUCUGCAAAACCAAGAAAGGUCCUCCCAUUGAUGGAACUAAGUGCGCAACGGGGAAGCACUGCUUUAAAGGUCACUGCAUCAAGCUAACUCCUGACAUCUUAAGGCAGGAUGGGAGCUGGGGUCAGUGGACCAAGUUUGGCUCUUGCUCUCGUACUUGUGGUAGUGGAGUACGUUUCCGCACCCGGGAGUGCAACAACCCAAUUCCAGCCAAUGGUGGGCGCACUUGCUAUGGCAACAAUUAUGAAUUCCAGCUGUGCAACACGGAGGAGUGUGCCAAGGUGUUUGCUGACUUCCGUGAGGAGCAGUGCAGGAUGUGGGACCCAUUCUUUGAGCACGAGGGAACCAAACACCACUGGUUACCCUACGAGCACCCUGACCCUGAGGAGAGAUGUCAGCUCUAUUGCCAGUCCAUGGAGACGCAAGACGUGGUGCAUAUGAAAAGGAUGGUUCAUGACGGAACGCGCUGCUCCUACACAGACCCGUACAGCCUGUGUGUACGAGGUGAAUGUGAGAAGGUGGGGUGUGAUAAUGUAAUUGCCUCGGAGAUGGAGGAGGAUAUGUGCGGGGUGUGUGGAGGGGACAACUCCACCUGCAACAUCGUCAAAGGGAACUUCACCCGUAGCACCAAAAAACCAGGUUUUCUUAAGAUCCUGGAAAUUCCCAGAGGGGCACGGCAUGUGCUGAUCCGAGAAUUUAAGGGAACACCUCACAUUCUUGUGGUGAAAAAUCAGGCCACAGAUCAUGUCUUUCUGAACGAUAUUGGUGAGUUUCCGGAAUCACGGACAGUGAUUGAGAAAGGCGUGGCGUGGGAUUAUACUAACGAUGAUGACAUGGAGGCUGUCCAAACCACAGGCCCUCUGAGAUACGGUGUUCUCAUCAUGGUGCAUUCUCAGGGUGACUCUAAGGUCACGCUGUCGUACAAGUACGUGUUACAGGAGGAGCCACAGAACUCCAUGGAGAACAGUUUACCUCACGAGGACACGGCCUACUUUGAGUGGGCACUGAGGAAGUGGUCACACUGUUCAAAGCCCUGCGGAGGAGGAAAGCAGUACACGCGCUUUGGCUGCCGGCGAAAGUCAGAUGGAAAGAUGGUCCACCGAACCCACUGUGCCAAAAUUCCCAAACCACGACCCAUUAGUCGUGACUGCAACCAGAAAGAAUGCUCCCAGCCAAUCUGGGUGACUGGCGACUGGGAAGAAUGCAGUAAGACAUGUGGGAACACUGGUUACCAGACUCGUUCAGUACGGUGCCUCCAAGCCCACGUCGACGGCACUCACAAGCCAAUCAACAGCAAGUACUGCAACGACGAUCGCCCUGAGGGCAGACGCCCCUGCAACCGAAUUACCUGCCCACCACAGUGGAGGGCUGGGCCUUGGUCUCAGUGCUCUGUGACUUGUGGAAACGGCACUCAGGAGAGGCAGGUGACCUGUAAUGCUCCUGAUAAUACAGUGGGCCUCUGUUUAGACACCAAACCAGAGACCAUCAGGACAUGUCAGCUAUUCGCAUGUCCAAAUGACAAAGGGAACUUCCUCAUCCAGUGGUUGUCCAGGGCAGACCCAGAGCUCCCCUUGCCCAAGAUUUCCUCCAGGCAGCACUGUAAGGGAGACAAAUCUGUCUUCUGUCAGAUGAAGGUGUUGAGUAAGUACUGUUCCAACCCGGGGUACAGACAGAUGUGCUGCAAGUCCUGCAGUGAGGGCAACAACACAACCAAAUUGAACCAGACCACACCGUGGAUGUAUACCACUGAACCUGAUCACACAGACAGCGACUACACAUCAACUCCAGAUCUCACAACUGAGGUGUACACCAUUCCUCUCACGUCUACCACAUACAAAGGGCUGUUCACUACAAAAUCACCUUUUACCAGGAGACGUAUGAAAACUACCACCACCCCUAUGCCGAUGAAGUACUCAACCGUUAAUGUCCGAAGGAAAAACAGGUUUACCAGCACCACCUUCAAAACAACCACUACUGAGGAAACUACAAUUACCAGCACCACUCCCUCUGAGGAUGCUUCAGAGAGCACCUCACUUUCUUCUUGGUUAACUGUAACCGUGCCAACCAGCUCUCAGUCCCCCGUCAUUACCCAGUCCCCUGUCACAACUGCGGCUCCACCCAGGGUGACCGCGUAUCCGCCUGCGGUUUUAAAUCUACACAGGCCCAGGAACGGCAAGGAGAAUAAUUCCAUCAAUGUGACCUACAAGAUUGUUGGUGCGGACAACGAGGUCUCGCAGAGUCAUUUCAUACCCACACAUCGUGUGCCGUUUCGCGAGAGAACCAUGAACAAACGGAUUCAGGAGCUCCUGGCAGAAAAAAGGAGACAGGAGUUCUUUCUUAGGAGAUUAAAAAGAAAGCCCGAUGAAUGA
This is a messenger RNA of Chanos chanos (milkfish), 3918 nucleotides long. It is a transcript of the gene adamts2a, whose product is annotated as ADAM metallopeptidase with thrombospondin type 1 motif, 2a. The record is from RefSeq and is a predicted model, not a curated record. The transcript has 22 exons. Gene Ontology annotation, biological process: extracellular matrix organization; proteolysis. Gene Ontology annotation, molecular function: metalloendopeptidase activity. Bases 1 to 3918 code for a protein of 1305 amino acids. Gene Ontology annotation, cellular component: extracellular matrix. Lineage: Eukaryota; Metazoa; Chordata; Actinopteri; Gonorynchiformes; Chanidae.